Molecule: messenger RNA, 1392 nt
Organism: Triticum dicoccoides
Lineage: Eukaryota; Viridiplantae; Streptophyta; Magnoliopsida; Poales; Poaceae
Product: BTB/POZ domain-containing protein POB1-like
Exons: 5
Coding region: 1-1392 (463 amino acids)
Biological process (GO): response to red light
Cellular component (GO): nucleus
Molecular function (GO): protein binding
Source: RefSeq, a predicted model, not a curated record
AUGGCGGCGGUGGCGGCAGCAGAGUUGGGGCUGGACUUCUCGCGCGGCGGCGUGGUGCCCAGUUUGGAGUUCGCGUUCAAUUCGGCACACUUCUCCGACAGGGAGCUGCGGUUAGAGAUCGUCGCUUCGGAGUCCGGCGGAGGAUCCAUUGCCGACGAGGAGCACCACCAGAGAAAGGUGCUUUUACAAGAAAAAACCUUUUAUAUCAAUUCAGCAAUUCUUGCUUCAAGAAGUUCUUUCUUUCUGAAGCUUUUCUCAAAUGGCAUGAAGGAAUCUGCUCAGACGCAUUCGGCAAUUAGGAUCGCUGAUUCAGAGGAAAAUGCCCUUAUGGAGCUUUUAAGGUAUAUGUACGGCGGGAAGUUGACUGCAACUGAGCCCACUCUCCUGCUCGACAUCUUGAUGGUUGCGGAUAAGUUUGGGGUUCUUUCAUGCAUGAGGCAUUGUAGUCGUUUGCUCACAAGCUUGCCUAUGUCGACCACAGAAUCUGCACUGCUCUACAUAGACUAUCCUUGCUCGGCUUCAUUGGCCUCUGAGGUCCAGCGUGUGAUACGUGUAGCCAAGGAACUUCUUGCCAACAAAUACAUGGAUUUUGAAAAGUUCGCGCUUGAAAUGAUGGAUUUCCCUCUUGUUGGGAUUGAAGCCAUAUUUUCAAGUAUGGGCCUACAAGUACUAACUGAAGGUAACAUAUAUACCUUUAUGCUCACGUGGGCCCGUGCGCGAUACCCAGCAUUGGAUGAAAGACGCGAGAUCUUGACUUGUCGUUUACUUCCGCUGGUACGCUUCAAUCAUAUGACACGUGCGGCACUUCAGGAUAUCCUAGCACGCACCGAUGAUGAUAUAGACCAUGAGCAAGUAACUGAGCGUAUUACUGAGGUACUUCUACGCAAAGCCCACCCAACACAGAUGGAAGGUGCUCUAAAAUCCCGUGGGCAAUUCGCUGAGCGGGGUUACCAUUUCAAACCUGUGGAAUUGGUUGUUCUUCAUCCAUGCAGACCGGAGUUUGCGGUUUAUUUGGAUCUAACGUUCGAGGAGUGCUCCCGACUCUUCCCUUCUGGAGAUAUAUUCUCGCAUCCAUUCCAACUCGAAGGGUGGGAGUUAUAUCUCAUGGCAACAUGUACAAUUGAUGAGCAGAGUAAGUUGUACAGCUUUGGCCUCUGGUUGGUAGUCACCAGGAAUCUGAAGGGCUCAAAAUAUCUGAGAGUACGUUAUAGGAUUGAUGCAAGGACUAGAUCGUCAGGAAAAUUUGAGAGAGCUUUCAACGAUCAGAAUACCUUCACCGGUGAUGGGAUAACGGGAUGCUCUGAUCUUUUUGACAUUCCAUGGUCAACGUUCCUUGCCGACGAUAACCUCUUCAUCGAUGGUGUGUUGCAUCUGAAAGUUUAUUUUCUAUAG